Molecule: messenger RNA, 1435 nt
Organism: Solea solea (common sole)
Lineage: Eukaryota; Metazoa; Chordata; Actinopteri; Pleuronectiformes; Soleidae
Product: P2X purinoceptor 5-like
Exons: 12
Coding region: 11-1213 (400 amino acids)
Biological process (GO): response to ATP; monoatomic cation transmembrane transport
Cellular component (GO): plasma membrane; nuclear inner membrane
Molecular function (GO): purinergic nucleotide receptor activity; extracellularly ATP-gated monoatomic cation channel activity
Source: RefSeq, a predicted model, not a curated record
GUGCUGCAGGAUGGCUGAGGGCCGGUUUCUCUCCUUAUUUGACUACAAAACGGAAAAAUACAUUGUUGCCAAAAACAAGAGAGUUGGACUUUUGUACAGACUUAUUCAGUUAUCUAUCCUCGGCUACAUUAUAGGUUGGGUUUUCAUAAGGAAGAAAGGCUACCAGGAGACAGACGAGGCCAUACAGAGCUCCAUCAUAACUAAACUGAAGGGCGUCUCAGUGACAAACACCUCUGAGUCUGGUCUGCUGGUGUGGGGACCCGAGGACUACGUCAUCCCACCACAGGGUGAAGCUGUUCUGUUUAUCGUAACCAAUUUCUUAGAGACGCCGCACCAGAGGCUGGGACACUGUGCUGAGAGUAUUAAAGUGCUGGAUGGCCACUGUCGAGAUGAGGAGGACUGUGAGGAGGGGAAGAUGGUGGUGGCUGGUCAUGGAGAAAUGAGUGGACGAUGCUUAAGACAGGAUGUCAAUUCCACUGGCACCUGUGAAAUUUUUGGCUGGUGUCCCAUUGAAAGAAAAUUCAAACCACAAGGACCUCUGUUGAAAAACGCAGAGAACUUCACCAUCUACAUUAAGAACUUCAUCCACUUUCCCAAAUUCUCAUUCUCAAAGUCCAACGUUCUUGCAACGACCAAUGACUCAUAUUUGAAGAAAUGCCGAUAUGACAAGGAGGUCUCUCCGUACUGCCCCAUCUUUCGCCUGGGAGACAUCACCCAGCAAGCUGGAUACAAGUUCCAGGACAUGGCCACAUUUGGUGGCUCGAUCGGCAUUAUGAUUCGGUGGGACUGUGACCUGGACAACGGCUAUGAUAAAUGUAAUCCACAGUACUCUUUCACUCGCCUGGACAUCAGUGACUCUAACAAAACCAUCACAACAGGAUUUAACUUCAGACACACUCGGUAUUUUAAAAAUGCUGCUGGUGAGAGCUUCAGAUCUCUCUUUAAAGUUUAUGGUGUGCAAUUUAACAUCAUGGUGCAUGGAAAGGCCGGAAAGUUUAGCAUCAUCCCAACAGCCAUCAAUGUUGGCUCAGGACUGGCUCUAAUGGGUGCUGGAGCUUUCUUUUGUGACAUGGUGCUUCUCUACCUGAUGAAAAAGGGAGAUUCUUACAGGGAACGGAAAUUUGAGGUAUCCGGGAGUCAGAAAACUACACCAGAGACGAACAGUGUGGAGGACAGGAACACUUCUGCAGAGCAGGAGAAGCUCACCACUUAGAGAGAAAAGACACUGAAAUGCCCUUGUUGAUCCUGGAGACACUUUUCACAAUGGUGAACCUUGUACUAAUGUUGCAUCAUCUUUAACGUUGGUACCAUUUUAGAGCUUUGAAAUGCUUUAGAACAAUCGGCAGCAUUCUCUGAUGCGCCAACGUACAGACCACUGAAUUCAAGUUGUAUAUUUCCUGUUUUGUUUAUUCGAUGUUUGAUAUAUUUAUGUACU